Molecule: messenger RNA, 3393 nt
Organism: Myotis lucifugus (little brown bat)
Lineage: Eukaryota; Metazoa; Chordata; Mammalia; Chiroptera; Vespertilionidae
Gene: SLC12A3
Product: solute carrier family 12 member 3
Exons: 26
Coding region: 21-3113 (1030 amino acids)
Biological process (GO): potassium ion import across plasma membrane; potassium ion homeostasis; chloride transmembrane transport
Cellular component (GO): membrane
Molecular function (GO): sodium:potassium:chloride symporter activity
Source: RefSeq, a predicted model, not a curated record
CCCUGCCACCCAGAGCCACCAUGGCCGAGCUGCCGGGGUCGGAGACGCCGGGGGACCCCACGCUGUGCAGUGGGCGCUUUACCAUUAGCACGCUGUUGGGGAGCGACGAGUCCCCACCGCCGGCUGCCUACGACAGCAGCCACCCCAGCCACCUGACCCACGGCAGCACCUUGUACAUGCGAACCUUUGGCUACAACACUAUUGACGUGGUACCGGCCUACGAGCACUAUGCCAACAGCGCCCUGCCCGGCCAGCCCCGCAAGGUCCGGCCCACACUGGCCGACCUGCACUCCUUCCUUAAGCAGGAAGGCAGCCACCUGCAGGCCCUGGCCUUUGACAGCCGGCCCAGCCAUGAGAUGACGGACGGGCUGGUGGAGGAGGAGGCGGGCACCAGCGGCGAGAAGAGCCCGGGGGAGCCCGUGCGCUUUGGCUGGGUCAAGGGGGUGAUGAUCCGUUGCAUGCUCAAUAUCUGGGGUGUGAUCCUCUACCUGCGGCUCCCGUGGAUUACGGCCCAGGCGGGCAUUGUCCUGACCUGGAUCAUCAUCCUGCUGUCGGUCACGGUGACCUCCAUCACGGGCCUCUCCAUCUCGGCCAUCUCCACCAACGGCAAGGUCAAGUCAGGUGGCACCUACUUCCUCAUCUCCCGGAGCCUUGGCCCAGAGCUGGGGGGCUCCAUCGGCCUCAUUUUUGCCUUUGCCAACGCUGUGGGUGUGGCCAUGCACACGGUGGGCUUCGCAGAGACCGUGCGGGACCUGAUCCAGGAGUACGGCUCGCCCAUCGUGGACCCCGUCAACGACAUCCGGAUCAUCGGCGUGGUCACCGUCACCGUGCUGCUGGCCAUCUCCCUGGCUGGCAUGGAGUGGGAGUCCAAGGCCCAGGUGCUCUUCUUCAUGGUCAUCAUGGUCUCUUUUGCCAACUACUUGGUGGGGACGCUGAUCCCCCCGUCUGAGGACAAGGCCUCCAGGGGCUUCUUCAGCUACCGGGGGGACAUUUUUGUCCAGAACUUGGUGCCCGACUGGCGGGGCCCGGACGGCAGCUUCUUCGGGAUGUUCUCCAUCUUCUUCCCCUCGGCCACAGGCAUCCUGGCGGGGGCCAACAUCUCCGGGGACCUCAAGGACCCUGCCAUCGCCAUCCCCAAGGGGACACUCAUGGCCAUCUUCUGGACCACCGUCUCCUACCUGGCCAUCUCGGCCACCAUCGGCUCCUGCGUGGUUCGUGACGCCUCCGGGAACCUGAAUGACACGGUGACCCCGGGCCUGGGCGCCUGCGAGGGGCUGGCCUGCGGCUACGGCUGGAACUUCACCGAGUGCGCCCAGCAGCACAACUGCCACUACGGCCUCAUCAACUACUACCAGACUAUGAGCAUGGUAUCUGGCUUCGCACCCCUGAUCACAGCCGGCAUCUUCGGGGCCACCCUCUCCUCUGCCCUGGCCUGCCUCGUCUCGGCCGCCAAAGUCUUCCAGUGCCUGUGCGAGGACCAGCUGUACCCUCUGAUCGGCUUCUUCGGCAAGGGCUACGGCAAGAACAAGGAGCCGAUCCGCGGCUACCUGCUGGCCUACGCCAUCGCCGUGGCCUUCAUCAUCAUCGCUGAGCUCAACACCAUCGCCCCCAUCAUCUCCAACUUCUUCCUGUGCUCCUACGCCCUCAUCAACUUCAGCUGCUUCCACGCCUCCAUCACCAACUCACCCGGGUGGCGGCCCUCCUUCCGAUACUACAGCAAGUGGGCGGCGCUGUUCGGGGCGGUCAUCUCCGUGGUCAUCAUGUUCCUCCUCACCUGGUGGGCGGCCCUCAUCGCCAUCGGCGUGGUGCUCUUCCUCCUGCUCUACGUCGUCUACAAGAAGCCAGAGGUGAACUGGGGCUCCUCCGUGCAGGCCGGCUCCUACAACAUGGCCCUGAGCUACUCCGUGGGCCUCAACGAGGUGGAGGAGCACAUCAAGAACUACCGCCCCCAGUGCCUGGUGCUCACGGGGCCCCCCAACUUCCGCCCGGCCCUGGUGGACUUUGUGGGCACCUUCACGCGGAACCUCAGCCUGAUGAUCUGCGGCCACGUGCUCAUCGGACCCCGCAAACAGAGGAUGCCUGAGCUCCGGGCCAUCGCCAACGGGCACACCAAGUGGCUGAACAAGAGGAAGAUCAAGGCCUUCUACUCGGACGUCAUCGCCGAGGACCUGCGCAGCGGGGUCCAAGUUCUCAUGCAGGCCGUGGGUCUGGGGAGGAUGAAGCCCAACAUCCUGGUGAUCGGGUUCAAGACGAACUGGCAGUCGGCUCACCCGGCCACGGUGGAGGACUACAUCGGCAUCCUGCACGACGCCUUUGAUUUCAACUAUGGAGUGUGCGUCAUGAGGAUGCGCGAGGGGCUCAACAUCUCGGAGGUGAUGCAGGCGCACAUUAACCCCGUGUUUGACCCGGCCGAGGACGGCAAGGAAGCCAGCGCCAGCAGGGCCCGGCCGUCCGUCUCUGGCACACUGGACCCCGAGGCCCUGGUGCGGGAGGAGCAGGCCAGCACCAUCUUCCAGUCGGAGCAGGGCAAGAAGACCAUCGACAUCUACUGGCUGUUCGACGACGGAGGCCUCACCCUCCUCAUCCCCUACCUCCUCGGCCGCAAGAAGAGAUGGAGCAAAUGCAGGAUCCGAGUGUUCGUGGGCGGCCAGAUCAACAGGAUGGACGAGGAGAGGAAGGCGAUCAUUUCUCUUCUGAGCAAGUUCCGACUGGGAUUCCAGGAAGUUCACAUCCUUCCUGACAUCAACCAGAAGCCGCGGGCUGAGCACACCAAGCGCUUUGAGGACAUGAUUGCGCCCUUCCGCCUGAAUGACGGCUUCAAGGACGAGGCCACCGUGGCCGAGAUGCGGCGGGACUGCCCCUGGAAGAUCUCGGAUGAGGAGAUGAACAAGAAUAGAGUCAAGUCCCUGCGGCAGGUGCGGCUGAAUGAGAUUCUGCUGGAUUACUCCCGAGACGCCGCGCUCGUCGUCAUCACCUUGCCCAUCGGGAGGAAGGGGAAGUGCCCGAGUUCGCUGUACAUGGCCUGGCUGGAGACGCUGUCCCAGGACCUCCGCCCGCCCGUCAUCCUGAUCCGAGGGAACCAGGAGAACGUGCUCACCUUCUACUGCCAGUAACGCCAAGCGUGGCCACGCCUGCCCGAGGCCGAGGGCGCAUCCCCUGGGAUACCCGCGCUCCGUCCCGCCCCAGGAUCUGACUGAAGAGGCUGCAGGUUUCCAAACUUUGGCCGGACCCCACUCCCCUCGGACCUGUCCUCCGGGCUUGGUUUUAUGGGCUGGAGAAGGAGCCUUGGAAGCUGGGUGAAAAGUUCUCUGGUGGAUCCAUCGUCCUUUUAAGUUCUUCUGAUUUUGAUGGCAGCAAUUAAGAUUUCAGUCUUUGAUUGGUAGACAAGUUUGA